Molecule: messenger RNA, 9025 nt
Organism: Bursaphelenchus xylophilus (pine wood nematode)
Lineage: Eukaryota; Metazoa; Nematoda; Chromadorea; Rhabditida; Aphelenchoididae
Source: the annotation of a GenBank genome assembly
AUGGAGGGUAUAGACCCGGAUACCCUUUUGGAAUGGCUUCAAACGGGUGCGGGGGAAGAACGCGAUCUACAGUUGAUGGCGUUGGAGCAGCUUUGCAUGUUGCUGCUGAUGUCCGACAACAUUGACAGAUGUUUUGAGAGCUGUCCUCCACGAUCUUUUAUCCCUGCCUUAUGUCGAAUCUUCUUGGAUGAAACGGCUUCAGAGAAUGUUUUGGAGGUGAGUAUUUCAAUCUUCUUCUUGGCUUUUAGAUCAACAACAGACGGUUGCAAGAUUUUAUGGUCGAAAAUGACGUUUAUUUGCAGGUCACGGCCAGAGCCAUCACUUAUUAUCUUGAUGUGUCGAACGAAUGUACCAGACGGAUUACUCAAGUCGAAGGUGCCGUCAAAGCCAUCUGCCAUCGUCUUACUUUGGCCGAUAUGAAUGACAGAACCUCCAGAGAUCUUGCCGAACAAUGUGUGAAGCUGCUGGAGAGUGUUUGUCAACGUGAAACUCCAGCAGUUUAUGAGGCCGGAGGUCUGCAGGCAAUGUUGACAUUGGUCGGUCACAAAGGAAAUGUUAUCCACAAAGACACAUUGUAUUCGGCUAUGGCCGUGGUUCAGCGUCUCUGCAGUCGUGUGGAGCCCACUGACAACAAUCUGAAGGAAUGUGCCGGCGAAUUGGGCCGACUUCUUACCCAUGAUGACCCAAAAGUGGCCGAAAGUGCUCUCCGAUGUUUCGCCGCCCUCACAGACCGAUUCAUCCGCAAAUCCAUUGAUCCCACCGAGCUUGCGGAGCCGUCCAACCUUAUCGAACACUUGCUGACUUCACUGUUGCCCAGUGGCGGCGGACAUUCGGAUGGGAUGGUCACCAAUAAAUCCAUUUCUUUCAUAUCAAUUGUACUUUCAUUGCUCAGUAAUCUUUGCCGAGGGUCCCACAAGGUUACAAUGCAGGUUGUCAGGUAUGUUUUGAGAGGAAUUUUCGAGAUAUUUCAAAAAUUUUCGUCAUGUGUAAUAUAGUUCUAAAAAAAUAAUGCUUAAUUUUCAGCUCGGAAAAGUUGGUCCCGGCUCUGAAGAACAUUUGCUCAAGUAAGGAUGAGCGCUGUGUGCUCGACGCCCUCCGCCUUGUCGAUUUGUUGGUCUUGUUGAUGUGCGAUGGUCGAAGCUCCCUCCCCAAGAACAACUCCAUUAUCCCUUCAUGCGAUUCGAUGUCGGCCAACUCUUCCUACGACAAAAGCCACCGGUAUUUAAUCGAUGCCAUCCGUCAGCGCGACACUGACGCUCUUAUCGACGCUUUUGAACAUGGAAAUGUAAGUUCUGAUUUGAUGUUUUGAUUUCUGUCUUUAGGUGGAUCCAAACUUUACCGAUGAUGCCGGACAGACCCUGUUGAACUGGUGUGCGGCCUUCGGAACGCUGGAUAUGGUUCAGUACCUCUGUGACAAAGGAGCUGAUGUUAAUCGAGGCCAAAGAUCUUCUUCGUUGCAUUAUGCGGCUUGCUUUGGAAGAGUUGAUGUAAGUUGGGGAGAGAGAAUGAUGUAUUUUUUGAGGACGAAGAUUAAAAAAAAUUUAUAUUAUUUUAUACAUUAUCCUUCAGAUUGUCACCGCUCUGCUUCGAAAUGGCGCGAAUCCCGAGCUCCGAGACGAAGAAGGUCGAACGGCUUUGGACAAAGCCCGCGAACGCGCCGAUGAAUCGCAUCAACAAGUCAUCCAGAUCCUCGAAAGUCCAUCUGCUUACAUGACUUCUGAUUCCGAACGCUCUCAACGUCGAGAAACUGUCGAAAUCCCAGAACAAUCGGAACAAGAAUCCUGCCAAAUCGACCCAGAACUCAGCCGAAAAGUGAUCCAACAACUCAUCCCGGUCUUUUGUAAUGUGUGUUUGAACUCGAUGGUGACUUCUGUGAAGAAAGCGGCCUUAGGUCUGAUCGGAAAAUGCGUUCAGAAUUGUUCGGCUGAAGCGUUUGAUGAGCUGAUGCAAGGAAAAGUCAAAUCCAUUGACUCCGACGAUGGUGCGGCCUUCGUUGAUGGCCUGACCAAGGUAUUGGUGAUGGUUCUAAAUGAAGAAGACAACACCGAAGGACACGAAUAUGUGCUAAAAGUAUGUUUGACCAAGUUUAUUAUUGAUUUUUUCGAAAUUUAGAUUUUGUUGGCCGUCUUGGAGAAGAACCCCACUUUUUGGGUUGAUGAACUAGUACGGCUGGGCGUUGUAGAGCGCGUAGAACACUUGGCCAGCCAAGAAGUCCCCAAUAAUGAGUUCAUAACCGCCGCGGAUGUCGCGAAAGAACAGGAAAUUACGACCAUCUCCGCGCCGAGUAUUCGAUCCCACUCAGGAACCCCCGCGAGGUCGGAUUCUGCCCAAGCGGAGCGCCAGCAAAUGCUCAAUAUCCCAGUGCAGAGCGAGGAGGAAUUUCUGGAUACUCAGACCCCAUCGCCAACCCCGGAAAAUGCCGAUAUCGAAGAGAAAAAGACGUUGAAAGAGGCGCUGGAUACGAUCCAGGAGCCCGGAACCUCGACCAGCGGAGAUUCGUGGACUCUGAAGGACAAAUCUCUGUACAAAUGGAAGGACUGGCGCCUCAUGCGGUCGACUGACAGCCUGUAUGUUUGGUGCGACGCUGUGGCCAUCGAACUGAGCGACGGUUCCAAUGGAUGGCUCAGAUUCUUCCUCGAUGGAAAACUGAACACAAUGUAUAGUAGUGGAGUCCCCGAAAGUGGCCCCGACAACUCGGAAACACGCUCUGAUUUCAUCCGCAAGUUCCAGGCGAAUAGAAAUUUGAUGGGCGGCAAUGGAGUGUCUCCAAAGCCGAUCUUUUCGAACCCUCUGCCCGGAAAAAGCAUCGAUUCGGGCAAUUGGCAGAUCAGCUCAACCCAAGUCGACGAAUUGGUCAUCACGAACAAGGAAGGAGGCCAGCAGAAGGUCAUAAUCAAGGACGACCUCCCCGGAUUCCAAUACGAGACUUCCAAAUUUUCAACCAAGAGUUUUAUGGCCGAGUCGACGCUUGGAUCGAAUUUUGUGACCGGAUGGGCGGCCCGAGGCGGCGAAAGACGCCUCAGAUUCAGAACGGAAGCUCAGAAGCAAAGAAUCAACGAAUUGGCCAAGGAAUUGUGGAACAAACACCUGAAGGAGGCGAGAAACAAACCCCGAGAAGUGUUUGUUCAGCUCCGAAAAGCCGCCGAAGAAUUGAGCGAAAUCACCGAGAUUUGCGCCCAAAAUCAGGCCGACCAAUCGAGAGCCGGCGAGCUGGCGGAGAAGCUUUCUGCCGUACGAGAUUUAAUGGUGAAUGAACGUCUCUUGUCGACCUUUGAAUUGGCCACAAGCGGAGUGAUCCAAGCCAUUUUGGGAUUUGUUUCGGCCGCCCUAGAAGUGAGAAGAGGAGUUGUGGAAGAAGUGUUCAAAAAAGUGUUCGAAAAUGAGGUAUUGCUAAGCUCGAUGGUCCAUAGAAUUGUCGAUGUCCUAGAGUCGGUGGAGAAAUUCACUCAACACUUGUAUGACACCCCUGGAGGAUCAGCAAAUGGACUGCAGUUAUUGACCAGAAGACUGAGAUUUUCAAUGGAACAAAUCGAUCCCGGCUGCCCCACCCAAAGCGAAUUGUUGGACCGGACUGGAAGAGUAUUGAAAACGGAGCCCUUGACCACGGUUGGACAGGUCAAGACUUUCCUACAUCGAAUGGUCGCCAAGAUGUGGUACGAUUUCCCCAGGGAGUCCAUGGAAUUUGUCCGAAACUUGAACGCAAAACACGCCCAAAAUGAGGCCCUGGAACUGAAAUACGAGUCGGAUUUUGACACAAAUGGCCUGAUUUGGUACAUUGGAACGAAUGGAACAACACAAUCAGAGUGGAUCAACCCUGCUGCGGUUGGAGUUUUGCACAUCACGUCGACUGAUGGAUCGAAAUUACCUUAUGGAUGCUAUGAAGACAUCCUGAGCAGAGAUGUGAACCCUUUGAACUGCCACACAAGCGAUAAUAAGGACAUAGCGAUCACAAUCGACCUUGGAGUGGUCUUCAAGCCCUCGGCGUAUACCCUGAGACACGCCAGAGGCUAUGGAAAAUCGGCUUUGAGAACGUGGGAUCUGGAGGGAUCUCUUGAUGGAAAAGGCUUUGUUUUACUCUCAAGACAUGAAAAUGACACCUCCCUGAAUGAUGCCGGAUCUACCUCGACCUUUUUUAUCCCCGAAAAUGAACAGAUCUGUAAGGAAUUAAAGGUUUUUGACAUGAAUUUUGUUAGAAUUGUAUUAUACUUGACCUUCUAACUUGAUAUGCUUUUCAGCAAAAGUUCGAUACCUCCGACUUCGCCAACGUGGACCGAAUGCCUCCGGAGUGACUCAUUACAUAUCCCUGAGUGGAUUCGAAGUUUACGGAACGGUUUAUAGCGCCAUUGGAGACUCGUUCAACCCGGUACAUCCGAAAAAACAUUCAUCCAAAAAAAUCAAAGUUUUGCCGGUGAAAUUGGACUCGAAAAUCUCGAAAUCUCAGGAUGGACCACAUGUCACAAUGCCUGUAAGUUUGGAGGACACUUUUAUUUGCAAGGGAAGAUCAGAAAAAAUGAUUUUUUGUAAAAAAAAAUUUUCUUCCAGGGAAAACGAAUUAAAUCGUCAAAACCCACCGGAUUCGGAAGAACUCAACGAGUGAAUUCGUCAGAUUCGAACUCCUCAAUCCCCGGCAGCAUUCACAUUGCCCAAUCGAGUGCCAUGAACCCCGCCACAGUCGCUACCGCCUUGGCCAACAACACUGCCGCUCAAAGUCAGGGAUCCCCGAACUCCUCAAUCCAUCAGAAGUCAAUGUCAACAACGAACCUCCUAGACGUCAAUGCCGGACAGAAGAAGUCGACAAACUCGGUCUCGGCCACUCAACAGGCCUCAUCAGCCGAGUGCUUGCAACGCCAGUCACCGUCACUCGAGAAUUUGCUCUCCAGAGCAAGAGUUUUUGGCGAUAGAAGAAUCCCCGACCCGGUGCCAGAACACGACGCACUGGAUGAGUAUUCAAGCCGGGAAAGUCAUAUCGACACGGCCAGCACUGCUACUCAUGAGGAAAAUAAAAAGUAAGCUGGUUUAUUUUUUGUUUGUUUUCUGUUUUUAGGAAUGAAAAGAAGUUUUGAACGGAUUUUUUGUCAAAUUUCAAGAAGAUCGUCUAAUAGUGGCCCAUCUGAUUUUUAAAAAUUUCAGUCUCUCAGCCAGUACUCCGGAAUUAGCCCAGCCCGAGCUUUCCAUCGCCUCCAGCACCCCUCAGCCCCCAGCCGAUCAAACCACCCCAACUCAAGCCAAGCCCCCACCUCGCCCACUCUACAACGGCAUUGUCGACCUCUAUCAGGAGAUUGUGAAGAACGGCCAGUCGAUUGAAGACGUCGAUGAAAUGGAACGCUACGGCCUAACAAGCUCGUAUGUGGCCGCCACUCUGGAUGAAAUCAUGGAAGCCGAUGACAUUGACAAUUACGAAUUCAGCAAUGACGAGUUCAAUGAGAAUGAACAGGAAGAACAACCGGAGGUUUCGGAUGAAAAUAACCCCAAAACAACCCUCACAACCAUUGGGCAGGGCAUCAAAAGUAAGAUUGGAAAUUACGCCGGAGCUCUGAAGAACAUCGUCUCGCAAGCUGUGGAACCGAAUCAGGAAGCGAGCGCGGCCAAGAAGGACCCCACUGGAGGAUUGGCUAGCCAUCUGGUAGGAUUUUGCUCGAGAAAUUUUCUUUGUUAUUAUGGUGAACCAAAAAAAAUCCGAUUUUUUAUUAAAAAUUUCAACAUAAUUUUACAACAAAAAUCGGGAUUUUUUUUGGUUCACCCUAAUAGCAGUGAAAAGGCGUGCAGUUUUUUUGCGUAUUCAAAUUUUGUGAUUUCAGGAAGAAUUCUUCGAAGAACUCUUUGCCGAUGAUGACGAAGAAUGCGAUGAUGAAUAUGGAACCUCUCUCCCCGGCACAGAAGGCUCAACCCUGGAGCGGUUGGCCUCAAUGGCCCCAUUCCCGGUCUCCUCCGACUUUGUGGACCGCUUGAGACGCCAAGCCGAGCCGGCCACCGAAACCGCGGGCCCUUCCACCACCCCGCAAAACUCGAGCUCCAGCAGCAGUGUGAACGCGCCGUUGAGAAUCAAUUGGCGAAAUCUCCUUCGAGGAUCCUCCUCAGAGUCUGCCGCUUCCAAUUCAACCCCAAGUUCCUCCAAAUUUGCCGCGAUUCCGUUGAGAUCCGAACUGGUCAGGCUUUUGGCAGAGUCCAGUGGAUCAGACGGAGGCCUACAGCAUGAUGUGGUACUGUCCAUGCUCGAUGCGGCUGGUCUGCGAAGUCUAAGCGGAAAUCAGCAUCGAUCCAACACUGGCGGUAGAAAUACGCGCAAGCCGACCAGAAAUUGGGAUGAUGAAUAUGUUUUGAGAAGACAAUUCCACGCUCUGAUCCCUGCUUUCGACCCCAGACCCGGAAGAAAUAAUGUUAAUCAGACGUCGGAUAUGGAGUUGCCACCGAAAGACGUGAAAUGCCCGAAAGUCAAGGAUUUGAAUAGGUAAGGGAGGAAGUUGUAGAUGGUGAUAUUUUUUUGGCAAAAAUUUUUAUUUUUGGGAGAGUUUGGGGCUGAAGUUACAAAAAAUUGCUUGGAUUUAGUUUGAAUAGAGAAAGUAGAGCCUGAUUGUCGAUUUUCAGGAAGCGCAGCUACAACGAAACUAAGGAAACCGCCUCUCUGGAACUUUUCCUUAGAGGUCCCAACAUCAAUGGAGUAGAUAAUGCCACAAUUUCCCUGGAAGACGGCGAAGAAUCCAUGUUCUCGGCCGUCCAAAGACUCCUCAACCUCACCAAUUACGCCGCGAAAACGGAUCGAUCCAGGAAAAUUUGGGAACCCAGCUAUAUCAUCAUGUAUCAGAAUGUGCUCCCAGAAGAAAUUCCCCAGAAAAUUCAAGCCACGGAGCCGCAGGAUCUGGACGAUUUGACAAGCGAGAAGAAUGUUGUAGUGAAACAGUGCCUCGACACCCUUCAAGCCUUCCAUGAACUGGCGGAGGAUCAUGCUUCAACCGACAGCUUUGUCAGCCAAAAGUUGACCCAAAAACUGUCUCAAGAAUUGACCGAUCCUCUUGUGGUGUCGGCCAAAGCAUUGCCAAGUUGGUGUGAGAUGCUCGUCUACAAGUAUCCAUGUCUUUUCACCUUGGAAACUAGGUAAAAUUGAGAGUUUUUAACUUGUUUUUGAGAAAAAAUUAUAAAUUAUGGAAGUUUUUGACAUAACUUGAUGUUUUUAGAAGCAUGUUCAUGAACGCUACCGCAUUUGGUACCUCAAGAGCUAUUGUCUGGCUACAGAAUCGAAGAGACAUGGUAAGAAAGGAGGAAUAUUGUUUUAGAUAGGUUUUUUGGUAUAUAAUCUAUGCUUGAAUGGAGAAGAUAAAAAAUUUUUGAUUUUUUAACUAAUUUUUGAUUUUUAGCUCCUGGAAGAAGCCCGCACCUCCGCCUCGGCCUCCGGCUCGAAUCAAGCCGGCGUCCGCAGAGAGGAUCACUAUCCGGAGUACCGAGUCGGCCGCAUCAAACACGAACGCAUCAAGGUCCACAGAGAAGGAGAGGAACUGUUUGAUAAUGCGGUCCGAGUCAUGAAAUUCCAUGCCGCCCGCAAGGCCAUCCUCGAAAUCGAGUACCUCGGCGAGGAAGGCACUGGACUCGGCCCAACCUUGGAGUUCUAUGCCCUGGUCGCAGCGGAGUUCCAAAGAAAAUCCCUGGCCAUGUGGUUGUGCGACGACUCCGACGAAGCCCAACAGGCCUUGGAAAAGGAGUCCCUCGAUCUUGGAGAAGGCAAAAAACCCCCGGGAUUUUAUGUCCGCCGCGCUGGAGGAUUGUUCCCAGCACCCGCGCCACAGAACAGCAGCGAAGCCGAGCGGAUCGCCGAUUUGUUCCGAAUUUUGGGAAUUUUCUUGGCCAAGGUCCUUCAAGACGGAAGAUUGGUCGAUUUACCACUCUCACCACCAUUCCUCAAACUUCUCAUUUCGGAUUCGGUAAGAAAUUGAGAGAUUUUGCGAGAAAAGUUGCGAAAUUAAAAUUUUUGGCGACUGAAGUUCUGAAUUUUUCAUUGUCUGUAUUUUUAGGUGGCCGGAAGACAAGAAUCGGACGUUGAAUCGGUCUCAUUGGACGGUUUGUUGAAUCUAGAUGACCUCGAACAGAUCCACCCCCACAAAGCGAGAUUUCUCCGCUCCGUUCAACGCCUUUGCCAACAGAAAGCUCAAAUCCGAGCGGAAAAAUCGUUGAGUCCAGCGGAAAAGCUCAAGAAAAUCAACCAACUUCGUCUGGUCUUUGAUGGAAAUCACGAAUGCUCGGUGGAAGACCUCAACUUGACAUUCGUUUUGAACCCGCCGUCAUCGGUCUUCAAUUACUCGGAGUAUGAACUGAUCCCUGGAGGAGGCUCGGUGGACGUUACCGUGGAUAAUAUCGAGCUGUAUCUUGGAAAAUGCGUUGAUUUCUACCUCAAUUCCGGAAUUAGAAAACAGGUAAGAGCUUUGAUUAGUAUUUUUCUUUGAUUUUUAGGUGGUUUUGAAUGUUUAUGAAUUAAUUUUGGUUCAACUUCCUAUGGAUAAUAUAAUUUCUUGCAGGUAAUGGCAUUCCGGGAAGGAUUCGACUUUGUUUUCCCACUGAGAGCUCUGAAACCCUUCUCUGCAGCUGAAGUUCAGGUAAGGUUUUGAUUUCUUUGCUGGAGUUUUAGGUUAAUGCACGGUCAUGUGUAAUAUCGGAAUUUUAGAAGCUGCUGUCCGGCGAACAGUGCCCAGAGUGGACCAGAGACGACCUGAUCAAUUACACGGAGCCCAAGCUCGGCUACACCAAGGAGUCUCCAGGAUUUUUGAGAUUUGUGGAUGUGGUUGCCGGCAUGACUCCAGAGGAAAGAAAGGCCUUCUUGCAGUUCACAACUGGCUGUUCAAGUCUCCCACCGGGUGGAUUGGCCAAUUUGCAUCCUCGACUGACUAUUGUGCGGAAGGUUGACGGCGGCGGAGAUGGAUCUUAUCCUUCUGUCAACACCUGUGUCCAUUAUCUAAAACUCCCGGAAUACAGCAGCGCAGAGAUCCUCAGAGAACGGUUGUUGGCUGCGACCAGCGAAAAGGGAUUCCAUCUCAACUAA